GAUAUGGUAAUUAAUGGUAUCUAUUCAUCAUCAUCAUCGUCGUCAUCAUCGCCAUCGGUACAAAUCAUUUGGAAAUUGCACAUUCAAAGAUUGUAAAGUAAAACGGGCCAACUCGAUCAAUACUCGACACAGACACCUAACGGGAAAUCAGUUAACGUUGAUACUUUGAAGUAGACGAUAAUAGAAAUAGAAAACGAACCAACUCGAACUCAAACUGAAAAAAAUGAAAAAUUAUUUCAAAUUCCACUGCGGUUUCAUAGUGGAAUUUUUAUUAAUUUUACUUUUCCGAAUCGAAAUAAUACACGGUGAAGGCUAUGCCAAUCAAACGCUAACCCGUUUCGCCCACAUCCGUCAAUUGUAUCCGAAAAUCUCACAGCAUGGUGAGGCCCGCUUCUGGCGCAUGGCACGCAGUGACAAUUUCCAAGAUCAUCCGUGUAAACGUGAAUGUGUGCCAAAUCAACAUAUGACCUGUUACUAUUACAUGGUGGUACACUAUGACGAAACAAUGGGUCCGGGUUGUGAGGAAUAUCUGAGGCCACAAAAUCGUUAUCGCCUUGGAAAACGAGAAUAUAUUAAUGUGCAAAAUAUUCGAACGCGUAACAACAAACGGUUUGAUGAUUGCAAAUAUGCCGAUGGGGUGCAUAGUGAAAUAAUGGUGGUAAAUGGUCAAUUGCCAGGUCUAUCCAUUGAAACCUGUGCCGGCGACACAAUUGUGGCCGAUAUAAUCAAUAGCAUGCAUGAGAUUACCACAAUACAUUGGCAUGGAAUGCAUCAGAUAAAUACACCCCACAUGGAUGGGGUACCGUUUAUCACACAAUAUCCCAUUGAACCCGGCCAGGCAUUUCGUUAUCGUUUCGAAGUCGAUCAUGUGGGCACACAUUGGUGGCAUAGUCACACUGAACAUCAGAGAGCUUUCGGUCUGGCUGGGCCUCUAAUUGUGCGGCAACCACGCAAGGAGAAUCCUCAUGCUCAUCUCUAUGACUUUGAUUACACGGAACACAUUAUUAUGCUACAGGAUUGGAUGGGUGAUUUUGAUGAAUCGGUUGCCAAGAGUAUUUUAAUAAAUGGUUUGGGACGUAAUGUCAAUGCGUCGAUGGCGGCGAAGCCCAUUCUCUAUGCCCGAUUUGAGGUGGCCAAGGGUGGACGUUAUCGAUUUCGAGUUAUUUUCAAUGGCAACACCAAUUGUCCGGUUUCGCUGAGUAUCGAUCACCAUGAUCUCUUGGUUAUUUCAAGUGAUGGCAAUGACAUUGAACCGGUAAUGGUGCAAAAUAUUACACUGCAUGGUGGCGAACGUCAUGAUUUUAUAUUGCAAGCCAAUCAGGCGGUGGGUAAUUAUUGGAUACGUCUUAAAGGCCAUAACUUUUGUGAGAUCAAUGAAUUACAUCAGGAAGCCAUAUUGCACUAUAUGGGUGCAGAUCGUUUGCAAAUGCCCAAGGGGGCAACACCCUCCUACUCGUAUGAGACGCAAAAUGCAGUAACCUUUAAUUCCAUGGACAUAAAACCAUCAAAACUGCACAAACGUUAUAGCUUUAUGGAGGUCAAGGGAUUGGCGCCGAAACAUAGCAAGGCUACGGGUAAACCAUAUCGCACCUACUACACCAGCAUGAAUAUUGUGGAAAGAGGUGAGACAUUUCUCUUUCAAAUGGAUGAUAUCACCUUCACCAUGCCAAAGAUAUCACUGCUGCAAACACGUAACUUGGGCAUUGGCAAAUGGUUUUGUAAUCGCACCCAACAAAUGUCGCUGGGUUUUAAUUGUCAGAAACGUCAUUGCCGCUGCACGAAUGUUAUACAGGUGCCUGCAUUCAAAUACAUUGAAAUGGUCAUUGCUGGGAAAUCGAUUACAGCACAUCCCGUACAUUUGCAUGGUUUUACAUUUGAGGUGGUCGGCAUGGGUGUGUUGGGACCAGAUAAAAUUGAUAAGAUUGAACAAAUCGAUCGCAAAACACCAUUACCCCGAAGAACUACCAAGGCCCCGCAAAAAGACACAGUUGCUGUGCCAGCCUACGGCUAUACCAUCAUACGUUUCUAUACAAAUAACCCUGGCUAUUGGAUUCUACAUUGUCACAUAUCUAUACAUUCGGAAAAUGGCAUGGCCGCAAUACUAAGAGUGGGUGAUGAUGAGCAAAUGAAAAUGUGUCCUGUCAGCAAUUGUGGCCUAUGCAAUUCGGUUGUGUAAAUUGCUACUAUAUAAAAAAGAAGUAUUAUAUUCCGAGUUUUUAAAUAAAAAUAUAC
This is a messenger RNA of Musca domestica (house fly), 2232 nucleotides long. RefSeq lists its product as uncharacterized. Bases 224 to 2176 code for a protein of 650 amino acids. NCBI's taxonomy places the organism in Eukaryota, Metazoa, Arthropoda, Insecta, Diptera, Muscidae. Gene Ontology annotation, molecular function: copper ion binding; oxidoreductase activity. Gene Ontology annotation, biological process: iron ion transport. Gene Ontology annotation, cellular component: plasma membrane. The transcript has 4 exons. The record is from RefSeq and is a predicted model, not a curated record.